Molecule: messenger RNA, 1813 nt
Organism: Helianthus annuus (common sunflower)
Lineage: Eukaryota; Viridiplantae; Streptophyta; Magnoliopsida; Asterales; Asteraceae
Product: BEL1-like homeodomain protein 9
Exons: 4
Coding region: 149-1717 (522 amino acids)
Biological process (GO): regulation of transcription by RNA polymerase II
Molecular function (GO): RNA polymerase II cis-regulatory region sequence-specific DNA binding; DNA-binding transcription factor activity, RNA polymerase II-specific
Source: RefSeq, a predicted model, not a curated record
CAGUGUCAUCAUACAUCAGCUGUUUCAGUUUUACCUUGCUAACCUACGCCACCAACCCAUAUCUCUGUUAUAUUCGUUUCACCAGACUAUCACAUCAUCAUCCUCACUUUCUCUCUCUCUCUCUAGCUUUCUCUCUCUAGACCUUGUUAUGGCGGACGCUUUCGAACCAUUCCACAUCCCUCAGCAAAGCAGACGAGACAAACUCAGAGUCGGAGGAGAUCUCCAAACCCUAGUUUAUGAUAAACCUUAUCUGCUAUCAUGCGCCACUCACACCACCACAAACCACAACACUCCGUCGUGUUUGCUACCAUGCGCCAGUCACACCACCACAAACAACCACGUCACAAGCUCGUGUUUGCUAUCAUGCGCCAUCAACAACCACGUACCUUCCUCUUAUAUGCUAUCAUGCGCCAGUCACACCACCACAAACAACCUCGACACUCCGUCGUGUUUGCUAUCAUGCGCCAGUCACACCACCACAAACAACCACGCCACAAGCUCGUGUUUACUACCAUGCGCCAUCAACAACCACGUAACUUCCUCUUACAUGCUAUCAUGCGCCAACCCUAGCAUCAACAACACCGGUGACUUUGAUUACGCUCAGCAUGACGUCACCGGAGAUUUCGUCAUACGGAAGCCUGAGCUGCUGGCGUUGUCUCUCUCCUCGAUCGCCGGAACUGGAACUGAAACUAUUCCGGUGGCGUACGGCGGCGAAGAGUUUGACCGGAGUGUUGACUCCGUUUUGAGAGGAUCGAGGUUUUUGAAACCGGCGCAAGAGUUGUUGGACGAGGUUUGCGAUGUAGGGUUUGGAGAGAGGUUCGAUGGUGGUUCAUGUGGUUUGGUCAUGGAUCCGAGUCUCGUUAAUUAUACGAAUAGUGGUACUGAUACUGAUGUUGUUCGGGUUGAGACCAAACGGUCAAGGUUGAUUUCAUUGUUAAACGAGGUCUACAAGAGGUACAAACAUUACUACCGGCAGAUACAAGCGGUUAUAGCAUCAUUUGACACAGUUGCUGGUGCAGCUCCAUUCGCAAUGUUGGACUUAAAAGUAAUGUCCAAGCAUUUCUGUAACCUUAACAAUGCUAUAACGGACCAGAUACAUGUGACCAAAGAAGACUACAAAGGGUCUUAUGGUCAAAGCGCAGUCAACAACAUGGACCAUCAGCUUGUUUGGCGUCCCCAAAGGGGUCUACCGAAGCAAGCUGUGACUGUUCUGAGAGCAUGGUUAUUUGAUCAUUUUCUGCACCCUUAUCCCACCGACACAGAUAAGCAAAUGUUGGCUACACAAACCGGUUUGUCCCGAAAUCAGGUUUCUAACUGGUUCAUCAAUGCACGCGUGAGACUUUGGAAGCCAAUGGUAGAGGAAGUACACACGCUUGAAACCAGGCAACUGCCGAAAACUGAUUUUCAAGAACAAGACACUUCUCCCCUCGGAAACUCAGUUUCUUCCUGCCCUCCAAAGCGCGCUAAAAACGACAAUAAAUAUAGCGAUCAUCAUAUAAUGGAAGGAGGAGACAAGGAGCACAUGAACCUUUAUGAUAGUUACCAUUCAAGUGUGAAUCGCGGGGUUUCAUUGACGCUCGGUCUCCAUCAAAACAACAAUGCAACCGCGUUUCCCUUGAGCGCGGUCGGAAGCAGCCAGAGAUUUGUUAUAGGUGGUUUGGAUGCACAAAAUAGAGAAAUUAUUGGGGGCCAGUUUUUGCAUGAAUUUGGUGGCUGAUGGUAUAUAGUAUGUAUGUAUGUAUGAAUUAUCAUCAAAGGGGCAUGAUGUAUACUGCAGGUUGAAUACAAGCUGAUUUUGGUGUUGCAUAUUGCA